GCCAACAGAGCUUCACUACUUGAUAUUAAAUCCGUAGCUUAUGCAAAGCCAAUAGCCAAUAACCUUGUGCAUGUGCUCAAAGAUUUUUCAUUGGAUCACAUCAACAAUGGAACAAAAUGAGUGGUUGAGAAUUAUUGGCUUGGAAAAUGACUAAAUUAGUGGAAAAUGGGGCUAGUCGUUGCCAAGACAACCCAAGUCAUUUUCUUCUCCUCAAUGGUGGGUUCCACCACCUCACUCUCUCUUUUUCUCUUCCCUCCCAACUAAACAAAAUCCUCUCCUCUAUCUCAUUUCUCCCUUUGUUUCUUUACUCUCUUCUCUCCCAAGGAAAAAAAUUGAAACAUGAGAUCCUAAAAAUCUAGAUCUAGGAUUACAAUUUUUUUCUUCUACAUCUAUUGUUCGUGUUUUGGUAAUGCAUUUGUUCUACAAGGGAUAUGGAGAUGUGGUCAGACUAGUACUCAACUAAGCCAUAUUUGAAUUCAACUAAAUCAUACUUGUAUCCAUCCAUGUCAAACUAGUAUUCAACUAUGCCAAUUUUUAAUUGAACUAAAUCACACUUGUAUUCGACUUAAUCAAGCUUGUAUUUAACAAUGUCAGACAAGUAUUCAACUAUGUCAGAUUUGAAUUCAACUAACAUAUUUAUAUUCAAUUAGCAAGAUUACUUACUAUCAUGAAGUUGAUAUCCCCGGGAACCCACACAGUGUCACCUUUUGCCUUAAAGUUAGCCAACCCCGCUUUUAGGUCUUUCACUACAAGCCGCUCUAAUUGUACAGCCUAAUAUCCUCCAGCCUCCCAACCACGAACGGAGCAUAGUCCAGAUGACUUGACUGUGAUCAUGUCGGAGCGAGCAACAAACCAAAGGCUUGCAGAAUAAACUGGUUCACAACACUCUCAACCGUAGGUCUCUCGAUAUAUGUCGAUAUCCUCCUCCAAAGUUUUCACCAACUCUUUCCCACAAUUUUUAAGUGGAUACCAUUUUCAUGCCCACCUACACGAAGCCCGUACACACGUGCCACAUGUUCAUCUUCAACUGUGAGCACCCUCUAGUUUUCUCCUUCACCAAAAAUAAGGUGGUGGAAGUGUGGUCAUGGGUGUCCAAAACAAUGUCUUGUCAAAUACCUCCAUGUGAAUCUCUAAUAGGCCAUCAAACCCGACCUUCUGCAACUCCCGCCUACAAGCAUUGUAGUACUCCUUAUCCUCCUUCCAAGAUAUUACCACCUUCUAGAGAGAUGAGUGGCACAUACUUUUGUGGCCCCUAGGUGGUCCAACAUCAUCUUCUGCUUCUCUCGCUCCUCCUUAAGUUGGAGGUGUUUGUUCUUCUUCUUCUUUUCCAAUUGGUCUUUCUUCUCAAGUCAGUCCUUCUACUCCAGUUGGUUCUUCUGCAGUUGCUUUUUCUUCUAUGUGGGCUUGGGAUGGCCCUUCUUCAGUUGUUUCAUGACGUCUCUUGUUUGGUCUCAGAGCACACCUCUUGAAUCAAGUCAUCCUUCAAAAGACCUGAAAAAUACAAAGAAACUAGUAUUCAACAUAUUAACAACUAAUACUGAAGCUAUACGAAACAAUUGAUAUCAAACAUCGACAAAACAGUAUUCAACAUUCACAAACUGGUAUCCAACAUCAAACAACUAAUAAUGAAGGUCCAAGAAACCAUUGAUAUCCCACAUCGACAAACCAGUAUUGAAAGUCAGGAACUGGUAUCCAACAUCAAACAACUAAUACUGAAGGUCUACAAACAACUAAUAUCCCACAUAGACAAAUCAGAAUUCAAAAUUGACGAACCGGUAUUAACCAUCAAACAACUAAUAUUGCAAGCCAACAUUGACAAAAUUGUAUUCAACGUUCAUGAUGUGGUAUUUAACAGCAACACAAAACCAAGAAACCCAGUCAUGCAAACUCAUAUGAAAAACCAGCAAAUUUAUACCCAUCUGGCGACUAAUCCAUAUCCAUAUCAACAAUCUACACACACAAAAAACAUACAAAACCCAUAAACCCAGUGAAGCCUAGAAUCGUACCAAAAAACCCCAAAUUUGUACCCAUGAAACCCUUUUCCAUAUUCACCCCAAACAAACUUCAAUCGGCAAACCAAAACUCGAGAUAGAGAUCUUCCUCACCUUCUCUGCACUCUCGUUGUCGUCUCCGCCCCCUUCUGUCGGCUUCUCGGCGCUUCAACCUCAAAUUCUUCGCCCCUUCCGUCGAUGCUCUCUUCCUUUGCCGCCGAACCGUCAUCAUCUCCACUCCAACUUCAUCGUCUCCGUCCCAUCGUCGCCACCUUAGUUUCGUCUUUGAAAGAGAAAAGGAAAAAGGAAGUGGAGAUCGAAAAUGAAUAACGUAAUGAAGAGAAAAGGCAAAGGAUGAAGUGGCGGUUUCAAUAAGAAAAAUUCAAAAAUUAGGAUUUUUUUUUUAAAAUUGUAGGGCCCACCCAAAACCCUCUUUCUUUCGGCUUGGCUUGGUUUUCGGCUCAACUCCAUCUUCCUUCACUUACAUGAGUCCUUCUCAGCUCAGAACAAUUUCGGACUCUAUUGACAGCUUAACCGACAUGGCCUGCAAUCCGGCCCUCUGAGCUCCUGUUAAAAAAAAAAAAAAAAAAAAAAAAAGUUGUGAGCAGCAUAGCAAAAUUGGCUGGCAUGAGCCCGAAAUCAAUUCUCCAUUCUUAUUUAUCUCGCGCGCAGAGCAUUUCUUAGUUUCUACCAGCGGUCCGGUCCACAUCCAGUGCUGAAAGAAAUCCCUCUUUCGUCCGUUCUCUUCAAAUCAAACGUUUAGCUUCUUGCAAAAACUUCUCCUCUCCAAUCCAAAUCCAACAAUGGCUGCCUCUUCUCCUCCAAAGCUAUGCUGUGAAUUGAUCUCUUCCGCAUUCCAGAGAUGCCGCGUCUCUGCACAGCUCUGUAGAGUUUCGAUUCUUCUUCUCGCCAAAUCGCAUCUUCCCAAUCACUCGGUCGUCCAAAUUUCCAUUUCUGAUACGGGCGUGGGAAGCUCUCUGGAAGAGUUUACUGGCCUCAGCGGCAGCAUUACCUCUGAAAAAUGGGAUGGACUGCUUUCUGUCAGAACUACAAGCUUCUCUGAUAAAGAAAUAUACAACUACAAAGUGAAUUUUAGGGAAAACAAUCCCGAUGGAAUGCUGGCUCAACUUCCAUCAAACCUGAAGAAUGGAGUUAUGUUCAGUGGAACUGAAGUCUGCCUUUCGUUCUCUGAGAGCAUGGAUAUCUUAGUCUCAGAGAUAAACUCCUUUCUCCAGAAGAUGCUCGUUCUGAAGAUUCCUGUAAGUUGAACUUGGUUCUCCGAGACUUGGCUGUGGAGUGAUUUAUAUUUCUGUUUCUCAUUGUCACAUGAUUAAGCAUCUCAAAAGACUCAUACAAUGAAGUCAACCAUCAUUUAUUGAUUAUUGAAGAAUGAAAUGAAGAAAUGAAAAGUAUAGAGGUUGGACAGUAUUCAGGGAAUGUCUUUUAAUUGAAUUUGCAGCUGAGUGGGUUGCAUCAAGAGGAUGAUUUCUUUCUGACCCUCAGAUGAUCACAUGAUUGAGCUUAUCUAUACCUACAUGUCUGAUGCUUUGUAUACACUUGAACAUUACCUUCUCACAUAUGAUUUCUUUGGAGUCGAGUUUGUUUAAAUGUUCAACAAAAGAGAGCAAUAAUAUGUCUAGAAAAAAUAUCAGAAACCUCUUUGUGUUGCUUCCAGUAUAUUGCAACUGAACUUGUGGUUGAACAAGAAGACGCAGCAGGAUCACGAUAUGAGAAGGUCUACCCAGCUAUUGAAGAAAAUGCUCUUACUUGUCCUGCCUCAACUAUUAACCAUCUGCAGUCGGGUCUUGAAGAUUAUGUCCUGCAACAUGGGAAUAGACUGAACCAAAAGUGUGAUUCAUGCCUGCCAUCUCGGUGAGGUGCUGUUUUUCUUCAACUUGCAGCUUUGCUUUGAAAUUUCUAAAGAUCUGUAUCUCUGUAUGGUUAUCAGGGAACAACUUAAGGUAGGGAUUGCAUCGUGCAGCUCAGAUAGCCAUAAAACUUCUGGAUUCACAAUAGAAACUGUGAUCAUUGUAAGCGAGACAAAGACGAUCUGUACCUCGGAUACAUGCAGCUCAGAAACAGAGGUUACUGCCCUUAUCUUUUCAAUUACACUUCUCUGCAUUUCUUCACUAUUCAGUAAAUGUUGGCUUAUAGUAAGGGAAAUAUUUUCUUAGCAAAUGAGGACCAUUUUACCAAGUCUGAGCUUAGGCUUAGGCUAGGUAAAGCUUGCAAUUAGUAUUUUGUGCAUUAUGUAAUCUACACCGAUACUAGUCAUAAUUCUUACCCGGGCUCUGCUAUAAUCAAUUCCUUCCUUCACAACUUAUUAGGCUGAUAUUAUAUAGGUGAUGUAUUACGAGAAUUUCAAGCCUUCAUCAAUUGGUCAAUCUUCAAUAAGUGCAAUAUCUAGCAUUGAUUGGAAGAGCUAUGGGUUGACACUGGCGGGCGUUAUGGAUCAAGAUGGCUGCUUCCUUCUUCGGUGGGAAAACUUACAGGCUAAUGUUCAUGUAGCCAUGGUGCUACAUUUUUAUCACAAACAAUAUCCACUUUAGUAAACACUUCAUUUUUACCUUUAGCUCGCUCUCGACACUUACUAAAUGUGGUCUGCACCUGUGCCUAGAUGUGAGCUGUUAAGGUUUUCCUUGACCUGUCUGUUAUCAAGCAUGCAGAACUUUCAUCAAGGCGUAAAAAGACUCAGCCUGAUAGAUCCCUCGUGAAGAAGGCUGUUACUCUUGCCAUGAAUAAUUUGAAGGAGAGGCAUCCAGGACUCCUACUUAGCAAGCACGCCCUUAAGGUAAGGCUCUGACUUCGAGAUUAAGGGUGUUUUUCUUUAGGCAAGUGAGAAGUUGAAGAAACACUGUUAUUAAAGAACAAACUAAUCUAUUAUCUUCACCACUUUUCUUUUUUACUACUAAAAGAUAUCGCACAUCUGAUCAAGCCUAUCUUUUCUAUGACCCAAUUUCAUCAACCAGUUGGCAUAGGUACCAUGGUUAUGGAGCAUAACUAUCUAUAGAUGCUGAUCAAUUCUCAGUUUAUUGAUUAGUUACUAAGCAUCUAAGGAUUGAACGUUUUCCCAGGUAACUCGACUUCCAUAAUAGACAUCUAAUUAUGGA
Messenger RNA from Linum trigynum, 5101 nucleotides. The record is from the annotation of a GenBank genome assembly. Lineage: Eukaryota; Viridiplantae; Streptophyta; Magnoliopsida; Malpighiales; Linaceae.